Messenger RNA from Anneissia japonica, 1417 nucleotides. RefSeq names its product oligodendrocyte transcription factor 3-like. NCBI's taxonomy places the organism in Eukaryota, Metazoa, Echinodermata, Crinoidea, Comatulida, Comatulidae. The transcript has a single exon. The record is from RefSeq and is a predicted model, not a curated record. Gene Ontology annotation, molecular function: protein dimerization activity. The coding region runs from base 164 to 874 and encodes 236 amino acids.
CGUGGUAUGUUUUCAAUACUUCUUUCUUUAUGCAGUUCGUUGCCAGGGGCAAUGAUUAAUUUGUGUAUUUAAACUGUGUCACAUACACAUAAUUUCACUUUAAUACUGAAAGUCAUUCGGGGAAGUUAUUUAAGUGCAUAAGAGGCCAUCAUAAUUGUCUGCAAUGUCUAAAUCUGAGUGUGAAAGUUUUCAAAGUGAAGAAAAUAUGUUGAAGAGGAAAUUAUCAACCACCAACAGUGAUCUAGACUUUGAUCCCGAACCAUACAAGGUUCGCAGAAAAACAAGAAACGACUCAAUUAAUGAAAAGGUUCCAGGAGGAGUAUGUGAUGAUGAAGACAUGCACUAUUUGAGAAUGAAGAUAAAUAGUCGAGAGAGGAAACGAAUGCAUGAUUUGAACUCAGCCCUCGACAAUCUCAGGGAAGUCAUGCCGUACGCACAUGGUCCGUCGGUCAGAAAACUUUCCAAGAUUUCAACUUUGAUGCUAGCUAGAAACUAUAUCCUGAUGCUGAAUAAAAGUGUAGAAGAACUGAAACAGUUACUUGGCGAUGUCUACCAGCAAAAAGAGCAGCAAACAGCUAGACUGCAAAAUCAAAGGAACGAUCGAGUACUUAACCCAAUUCUGCAUCCAACCGCACUCCUUGCACCUCCACCAAUCCAUCUGGUUCGACCGAGUUUGCCACCUCAGAAGUCUCCACUGUCAAUCCCAGAUUCAAGACUCCCAGUUAAGUUCGACACAUCGUUGUUAUUAUCAACUCGACAUCCUCCUGCGACGCAUUCGUCAUGGUCUACAAGUUCAUGUUCAUGCUCCAAUUGUACGAACCCAUUGUCGUUGAGCGCUUUUUCAAAGGUUGGCCUAAAAUUGGCCAAAAAAUAAUAAAAUAUCGAUAGAAACAUUUAUAUAUUUAUCAUACUGCCAGGCUGUUUUUAAAAUAAUUUAAAUAGUGAGUCGAGUAUCACUAGAUACAAAAGAGGUUCAGUGGAAUUAUAUUUAUGACAACGUUCAGUAAGCCUUGAUAGAACUCUUCGCACAAUAAGGUGAUAUGAGACGAUUUUUAUUUAGUCGCGAUUGUUUUUGCUUCGUACAUUUUCAAUAGGGGGCUACUGGUGUGCGAGUUUUUUUUAGGGGGACAUGCACCCCACCCACUCACUCCUGGAUACACCACUGGACAUAAUUGAGGAUAACCGAUUCCCUAACAUUUAGUCAUCAGUUUAGUAUAGAAAUUAGACCUAAUAAUUAAAUUAUGCUAUAUACGUUGUGAUUGUUUACUGUACGUCUAUUGUUAUCGCAGACAAUACCUAUAAAUUUUAUGAAAUGAAAAUCAAAAUUGUUAUAUAACUAUUUAAGUUGUAAAAUAUGUAAAUAUAUAUAUUUUAGUAAUGCGUUAGGGCCUACAAUAAAGUAAUGAAAAAUAGUUAA